This is a messenger RNA of Adineta ricciae, 1350 nucleotides long. NCBI's taxonomy places the organism in Eukaryota, Metazoa, Rotifera, Eurotatoria, Adinetida, Adinetidae. The record is from the annotation of a GenBank genome assembly.
AUGGACUUAAGACACGUUUAUCAGCUAUACUGCUCCGUGUAUUUUCUUACAUCUUUUCGAAUACAAACAAAUUCGAGCGCAUAUUCACAUGACCCCGACGAGUUUGUUCGCACGAUUAUAAUGCAAUACGAUAAACCACCUGUACAAAUAGUAAUGGUAAACGCUACGCAAGUUCCAUUAGCUACUGAUCGAGAAGUUCAACGAAUUCGAAAAAAACUUCUCAUUAUCUUUGGUAUCUUUCUGGGAGUGGCUAUAUUCUUUUUGGUGCUUUCUGUUUUGACCGCAGCAUCAGCAACGACACCAACAGUGGCAACAUCAUCAACAUCCACCACAGUUAUCGAAAAUGCAAAACCAGUCAAUUAUAUCUUACAAAUUGUUGAAGCUGCUCUCAUCACUUUACUCUAUGGUUUUGCUUACUAUGUAACAUAUGCUUAUCAUCCAACAGGCUUGCGUGUGAUUGCAUGGCUUAACAUCAUCUGUGCAGUCGUGUUGUGCUUAACUUUCAUAACAUUUCUCAUUGUGUUCAUCGUAGCAAUGUCAUAUGUGGAUGGAUCGGAAAAAGGGAAAAAGAUGACCGCGUUUGGAGGAGUUCUUAUGACAUUGCUUGGUGUUUUCUGUAUUAUUGAUGUCCUGCUACAAAAAAUCGUGGCUAAAUUAUGCUUCAAAUUAGCACGUCUUAUUAAUGACAAGAAGAAAAUUCCGUUUUCCAAAGCAUAUAUCACAACUGAUAAUUAUACGUACGCCAUUCGUCAACAAUACAACGGAUCAUCCCAUCAAGAACAAUUUAUCCAUACAAAUAUGCAAUACGAACAAGGAACUGAAAAAGUAUUCAUGGCUAGUGCUCCAACAGCCUCUUCGAACGAUGAUCGACAACUUCAACGAACUAGAAAAAUUCUUCUCAUAGUCUUCGGUAUUUUUCUGGGUUUGAGCAUAUUUUCAUUGGCGAUGCCCUUUAUGGGUGUUUCAACAGCAACAUAUGGUUUGGAAAGAAACUAUACGCCGCAAUUCGUUCAAAGUAUUCUUUCAAUUGCAUUCUACUCAUUUGGUUAUUAUGUUGCGCAUAAUUAUCAUCCAAUUGGCUUACGGGUGGUGGCAUGGAUUAUGAUUAUCUCAGCGGUGUUUCUCUGCUUAACUACCAUAGGAGUCUUCAUCCUACUAAUUGUUAUCAUGGCAGGUGUGGAGUUUCCUCGAGAAUUUCAAUCUUUGGCUGUUUUUGGGGGAGUUUUACUCUCUGUCGUUGCUGUUGUUAGUUUGAUUGUUUUUAUCGUAGAAAUAAUCUUGAUUAAACUAUGCUUCAAAUUGGCACGUCUUAUUGAUGCCAGGGAUAAAUUUUUACAUCAACAGGUGUGA